AUGGCAGAAGCAGCCCUUUUCAGCAUUGCAGGUCAAAUAAUUUCGAAGCUUGCCUCUCCGAUAAUUCAACAAGCUAGUCUGUUGUGGGGUGUCCAAGAUGAAAUUGAGAAUCUCAAAAUAACAGUUUCAACAAUUCAGGCUGUGCUUCUUGAUGCGGAGAAGAAAUCGUCGGAAAGCAAUCAAGUUAAAAACUGGGUGAAUUUACUUAGAGACGCAUUUUAUGAUGCGGAUGAUUUGGUUGAUGAGUUUUCCACAAUGGCUUUGCAUGAGCAAGUUAUGAGUGGCAAUCGAAUGUUAAAGAAGGUACGGAUUUUCUUUUCAAGCUCAAACCAAUUUACUUACGCUCGUAAAAUGGCUUACAAAAUCAAAAAGAUGAAAUCCAAGUUAGAUGCAAUUGCUGCAAAUAAGAACUUUCACUUAAAUGAGUGUCGUCGUGAGGAGAGUUAUGUUAGCUCUGUAGAAAGAGAGAGUCAUUCAUCUUUGCCCGAAGUAGUUAUCGGCAGAGUAGAUGAUAAGAAUGCGAUUAUCCAAUCUUUGUUGCAUUCUAAUGAUCAUAACAAGAAUGUUCGUACCAUUUCAAUAGUAGGACUUGGUGGCGUAGGAAAGACAUUGUUAGCUCAACUUGUAUGGAACGAUGAGACAGUGAAAUCACAUUUUGAGUUAAAAUUAUGGGUUCACGUAUCGGAUAAUUUUGAUGUGAAACUAAUAGUUGAAAAGAUGUUAGAAUGUGUUUUAGGUGAUAAACCUAAAGACCUAGGAAUGAACAAUAUGAAAAAUCUACUUCACGAAAGAAUAAACGGGAAAAGAUAUUUAAUUGUGUUUGAUGAUGUAUGGAACGAGAGUUUGGAGAAAUGGAUUAGAUUGAGGGAUUUAUUAGUUGGCGGUGCUAGAGGGAGUCGAAUGAUCGUAACCACUCGCCUUAGGCAUGCUGCAGAAAUCGUAGGUUCGGAGUUAGUUCACGAACUGCAAGGUCUAAGUGAUAAUGAGUCGUGGUCGUUGUUCAAAAAAAUGUGUUUCGGACAAGAGGAUGUUGUGAGUCUAGAGCACGAGAAAGUUGGGAAAGAGAUUGUAGCAAAGUGUGUAGGAGUUCCUUUAGCCAUUAGGGCAUUAGGAGGACUUUUACGGUCUAAAAGCUUAUCAGAUUGGUUGAUAAUUAAAGAUAAAGAACUAUCAAAAAUAAACGGAAUCGAUACAAGUGGUAUUUUAGCAAUUCUGAAGCUGAGUUAUGAUCAUCUUCCUUCGCAUUUGAAACAUUGUUUUGCUUAUUGUCGAUUAUUUCCGAAAGGCGACAAAAUUUAUGCACCCUAUUUAUUGAACCUUUGGAUGGCUCAAGGAUAUAUCAAACUAACAGAUUCCAAAGAAUACUAUGAGAAUGUAGGUAAUGAAUAUUUCAAGGAACUAAUGUGGAGAUCCUUCUUUCAAGAAGUAACCGAGGAUUCAUUUGGUGAUAUAGAAUUUUGCAGAAUGCAUGAUUUGAUGUACGAUCUUGCUGUUUUAGUAGCUGGGGACGAGACUUGUCGAUUGAAUUUGAAUCAAGUUUUAGCAUCUAAAGGAGGAUGUCGACAUAUGUGGGCUGAUCUUGAGGAGAGUUCAUUUAAGCAAGUGUUACAAACGUUGUCUACUGUUAGAAAGUUGCGGUCAUUUAUUACAAUAAACACUGAAGAAGCUAAAGAAGGAACGCUCCAUGCAAUGUUUUCCAAGCUAAAAUGUGUAAGAGCAUUGGUUGUAACAAGUUUGGAGAUCAAUCGGAUUCCACAUUCCAUUGGAGAAAUGAGGCAUUUAAGAUAUCUCGAUCUUUCGAGCAAUAAAAAAAUCGAGAUCCUCCCUGAUUCAAUAACGAAACUGCACAAUCUUCAAGUACUAAAUCUAGAAAAAUGUAGAAAACUAAAGCAGCUGCCCGCAGAUUUCCAACAAUUGAUAAAUCUCAGGCAUCUUCAACUCUGGGGAUGUGUUAGUUUGACUCAUAUGCCAAGCAAAAUGAGUCAACUCAGUUUUCUACAGUAUUUAUCAACAUUUAUAGUGGCUAAAGAUAAUAUUAAUGGCAGUAGGCUCGGUGAAUUAGGAAAGUUGAACAACUUGAGGAAAAGGUUGCAUAUCUUGAAUUUGAAAUAUGUGCAAAAUCCGACUGUUGAAUUUAACGCAGCCAGUCUACAAAUGAAGCAACACCUUCAUUUGGUGAGAUUAGCAUGGAAAUUGGGCGGUUCAUAUGACGAUAACAUCCAUGAAAGUAGCGGCUCCGAUGAAGCAAUAUUGUCAAUAGAAGAGCUACGGCCACACGUGAAUCUAAAAUGGAUAGAAGUGUUUGGGAAUGGAAGGAUCCAGUUUCCGAGUUGGGUUUCUUCACUCACUAAGUUGGUGAGAAUUACGAUCAACGAUUGCAGAAGAUGCCAUCGUUUCCCACCAUUACAUCAUUUUCCUUAUCUUCAGCAAUUAUUUUUGAAAAAGCUAGACGAUCUAGAGUUUAUAGAGACGGGGAACUAUGAGUCAUUAUUCUUCCCUUCUUUAGAGACACUCUGCCUUAGUGAAUGCCCUAAUUUGAAGGGAUGGUGGAGAGACAGUUACCCAUCGCCUAGAUUACUACAAUUUUGUUGUUUGGAAUAUUUGGAGAUCGACUCUUGCCCUAAUCUCAUUUCAGUCCCACUCAUUCCAUCUGUCCAGAGGUUGGAACUAAGAAAUGGAAGUCUGAAAUCAUUGGAGAAUGUUCUGAAGAACAAGACUUCCUUUUCUUCUCCUUUGACCUAUCUAGGCAUUGAUGGAAUACAAGAUCUAGAAUGUUUGCCUGAGGAAUGGAUGCACAACAUUUUUACAUCCCUCAAACAACUUCACAUUAAGAGUUGCCCAAAAUUUACAACGAUGUCGAAUACAUUCCAUCAUUUAACUUCACUCGAAGGUCUUAUCGUCGAGGAAUGCGACGAGCUAGAUUUGUGCGAUGAUGUGUUUGAUAUUGGUACGGAGUUUGAGUGCCUUAAAAACCUUCGAGAGCUUCAAUUUGGGAGUCUUCCGAAAUUGGUCUCCAUUCCGGUAGGGCUUCAGUUUGUCCCUAUGUUGUCAAAAUUCUUCAUCGAAGAUUGUGGUAAUUUAGCCUAUUUACCAGAGUGGAUGGCUAAUUUGAAGGAACUACAAGUUCUAGGGAUUGAUAAUUGUCCUCUAUUGUUUCAACGACGCCCAAACAACUUGCAUACUAAUUGGUCGAAGUUUGCUCGUAUCCCAAUGGUUGUAGUUGAUGGAAGCUUGAUUGAAUUUGAAGAAUGA
This is a messenger RNA of Mercurialis annua (annual mercury), 3252 nucleotides long. Its product is annotated as putative disease resistance protein RGA1. The record is from RefSeq and is a predicted model, not a curated record. The coding region runs from base 1 to 3252 and encodes 1083 amino acids. Gene Ontology annotation, molecular function: ADP binding; protein binding. NCBI's taxonomy places the organism in Eukaryota, Viridiplantae, Streptophyta, Magnoliopsida, Malpighiales, Euphorbiaceae. The transcript has a single exon. Gene Ontology annotation, biological process: defense response to other organism.